UCGGAAUUAUUUUGCAAUGUUAGGAUAGGCACCCAAUUUUAAGGGCAUUAAUAAUUAAUUGCAUGCAUUGGAUAAAAAUAUAUCUGCAGUCACAUCGAACAUUUUUAAAACAGUAGUUUCAUAUUACAAUAUCCUUAAAAUUGCUAGGUGACAAGGUGGCUUAGGCUUUUUGAUUAGUCUUGUGUCUAAAUAGUUUAGGUUAAAGGAAAUAAAGACGAGGUCAAUUAUCUAAAAUUUGAAAAGUGCGCGUAAUAAAAUAUUUUUUGAACUUUUUUAGCAAGCAGCAAUCCAUGUUUUUAGUCCAAUCAAAUUGACAAAUUUUAUACAGCGUUCAUCAUUAAUAUCACUACACAAAGUUACUUAAGAUUGUGAAAUGGCAUUUAAGAAGGGAGUCUGUCAGUUGCUUGCGUUGAACAAGUUCAGUAUCCAGCAAUGGAUGAAAACAUACGACUCGAUGAUCUUCGAUGCGGAUGGUGUCCUCUGGAAACUUGACAAGCCGAUCAAAGGAGCCCCGGAGACAUUCAAUGCCCUACGAGCCAUGGGCAAACGUGCUUUCAUAUGCACUAAUCAUUCGGGUUGGUCGCGAAAAAACAUCUUAGCCAAGGCCGAAGACAUGGGCAUUAUCGUGAACGAGAAUGAGAUUAUUUCGUCAGCGUGGUCAACGGCACAUUAUCUGAAGGACCUUAAGUUCAGCGGGAAGGUGUUCAUCGUGGGCGGCAAAGGCAUCGCAGAUGAGUUGAAAGAAGUGGGCAUUCAAUCUGUGCCAGUGGACAAUAGCCCCAUAGAAGGUGAUUCAUUGCGAGAUAAAGUUUUAAACAUGUCUAUGGAUCCAGAUGUAGGCGCCGUCGUUGUGGGUAUUGAUCAGCAUUUCAAUGUGAUAACUCUGACAAAAGCUUGCUGUUAUUUGAGGAAUCCAAAAGUUCUUUUUCUGGCUACCAACCAGGAUCGCGUAAUUACCAUCAGCCCCGAACUCGUUGUCCCUGGCGCUGGCAGCAUGGUCUCCGCCGUGCAAGCGAUAGCUAAUCGUCCGCCAUUCACCUGUGGCAAGCCUAAUGCAUUGAUGUGUUUGCAUCUUCUUCGUGAGGGCAUAAUCAAACCGGAGCGAACUCUCAUGGUGGGCGACACCUUAUACACAGAUAUUCUCUUCGGUUAUAAUUGCGGCUUUCAAACUCUCUUAGUGGGUUCUGGGAACACUAACCUUGAGGAUGUCAAUGAUGCGCUAAACUCCAAGGAUCCAAUGAUGUACCGACAGAUUCCCGACCUCUUUAUACCUACGAUUGCGGAUUUAUUAAAGUUUUUACCAUCAAAAAAUCGUUGAUUUCAACGUUUACAUGCAUUUAAUAUGUGCACAUACACACAUUCAAUAAUUGUGUGUAUAUAGUUUCGUUAAAGUAUCGGAAUUCAAAUAAGCGUAAAUAA
Molecule: messenger RNA, 1419 nt
Organism: Drosophila hydei
Lineage: Eukaryota; Metazoa; Arthropoda; Insecta; Diptera; Drosophilidae
Product: glycerol-3-phosphate phosphatase
Exons: 2
Coding region: 374-1318 (314 amino acids)
Cellular component (GO): cytoplasm
Molecular function (GO): phosphatase activity
Source: RefSeq, a predicted model, not a curated record